Molecule: messenger RNA, 1656 nt
Organism: Melanaphis sacchari
Lineage: Eukaryota; Metazoa; Arthropoda; Insecta; Hemiptera; Aphididae
Source: RefSeq, a predicted model, not a curated record
AUGAAAGCAUUGCUAUUAUUGAUGGAUGACAUGAUUAAAGAAUUAGUCCCGAUAGUUGGACACAGAACUCGUUUAGUUUCAAAUUUACGAGAAUGGAAAACCAUAGUACAGGGGACAGCUGAUUUAGGUAAUACACUUGAUAUUGAACCCCAAGAAAAUAUUGGAAGUAUACUUCUCGAGUUAUCAGAACCUGGAACUAGUAAUUACACCGAAAACUAUCAGCAUAGUCCUAGUACAUUAACUGAUAUAACUCCGGAUUUAACAGCUUCAACUUCAUCAAGUAGUCUGGAGGUGGAAAGAACCGAACAUGUUAGAGAUUUUAAUGCAUCCUCUAAAAAUAAUGAAAUUGGCUCAGAAAUUGGUGAAAAAAGUGAUUCGCUAAGAUCAUAUGCAAAUACAGAACUGUUAGAUCUACUUAGAAGUGCUAACGAAGGAAAGGCAUUAUUAGCUAAAUAUCAAGAAAAAGGAUUAUUGGAUAGCAUAGGCCGUAGACGCUUGUGUAAUUUGAUCAUUAAUAAAGAGCUAAGAGAUGACAUCAAUAAACGGGUUCCAUCAUCUAGGCUUCAUGAUUUAGCUUAUCAAAUCACGAAUGUUUUUAGUAAAGAACAUACAUCAGUCUACUUCAUUCCUUAUCUUUCAUAUGGGCCUGGCCUAAAGAGAGCAGCGAAAGGAAAGUUGCUGGACUGCCUGAACAACAGAAGGCGAGACUACAGAAAAUCUGGAAUCAUUAAUGUGUCUCGUCGUAGUUCAACAUCUUCUGGUCGAUCUUCUCCGAAUGAUGUCUCUAGUGGGCUUCAACAAUUUGCGACCAACAUUAAUCCUCUGAUAGAUAAUGAAGAAAACUUGAAGUGGUUGAGAAACUCGAGUGAUCCUUGGAAGUUGGUUGUAGAAAAUUGGAAAAUAACUGUUCAUGUACGAUUAAACAAGAUUGCAUCAAAAGAUGGUCAGUCCAUAGCUGAGUACAUGACAGAGUAUCCUGCUUUGAAAAAGCCAACUGGAUAUCUUCUUAUUCUAAAAGACUUUGAUGUAGCAUUCCCAAAUUCAUCUGAAAAGCUCUAUCAAAAUUUGCCACUCUUCAAAAAACGAAUAUUCGAGUUGGCAGCUGAUAAAAUCAAAAAAACAAAAGAACUUGCAACUACUGAAUUAUUGAAUGAAUAUGUACAAUUUGAUGUUGUAGACAAAGAAGAAACAUCAAAUAUUGCUGUGUUUUUAUGUCUUCCGUUCAUAAUUGGUGUCAAUAGUACUAGAGUUAAAAAAUAAAACACUGGGCGACCUUCAAAACUUGAGGCCAGAGAUGGUUUCAUAACACAUCUUAAAAGUGAUGCGGAAAUUCUUGAAACUGUCACUAGAAGAAGAGAAAAGUUGGCAGCAUUUGGACAGACAUUGCAACCUUUUAUUGUAAUUGUUGGCCCUACAAUUGAUGAGAUAUCCAGUUACUUGGUAAUUGUUGACAACACUUUUUAUCGUCUUAACUCAAUAAUCGCAGCAGUUGAUUGUUGCUUUAAAGUCAUUUUAACUUUAAAUGCCGAAUAUCCAUCAGAAUCUGCAUUAAUUUGGUGCUUUAUUCAGCAGGGAUUUUAUAAUAUUACUACUCCAUGGGAUAAAAAUUACACAGUUGUUAAUGCACUAUUGUCUGAUAUUCAUUGUAUAUCAUAA